AUGUCGUUCGCCAAGAAGUUGGACCGCGCCGUCCAAUGGGCUGGUGAAAAGAUGGGCUCAGAAGCCAAAACUACACAUUCAGACGAGUUCCAGAGGUUAGAAGCCGAGAUGACGCUUCGCCAGGAUGGAAUGGAAAGCCUACACAAAGCGACUACCGCUUACUCCAAAUGGAUCUCUCGUCGAUGUGAUGCAUCUGAAGACAAGAGCAGAUCGACGCCAACCACCGUCCUCGGUCGUGCCAUGGUAGCCCAUGGUAACGAUUUUGAGCCAGAGUCAGAAUUUGGCAACUCUCUUGCAGCUGUUGGCCGAGCCAACGAGCGCAUUUCCAAUCUUCACAGCAACUACGCAGAGGAUGUCAAUGCCAAUUGGCUCCACCAUCUGGACCGCAAUGUCGCCAUGAUGAAAGAGUAUCAAGCCGCUCGCAAGAGGCUUGAAGGCCGGCGUCUCGCCUACGAUACUAGUGUUGCCAAAAUGCACAAGGCUAAGCGUGAUGACUUCCGUAUUGAGGAAGAAAUGCGUGUCAGCAGAACAAAAUUUGACGAUGCUAGUGAGGACGUCAUGCGUCGUAUGCAGGACAUUCAAGACGCCGAGGCGGAGUCGAUUAAUGCACUUAACUCAUUCCUUGAGGCCCAGCUCAAUUACCACGAAAGAGCUGCCGAGGAACUUCGACGUGUUCGUCAGUCAAUUGUUGAGGGUGGUCGAUCAGAUUCUCCAGUCAUGGAAGACGCUCGCAUGUCCCGCGUUCGUUCCAAUACCUCUCGGUCUUGGCACAAUACGAGGCAAGUUUCUUCAGAGCAACUGAGCCCGACAGAAAGACUCCCGAUCCGACGCUUGGCAAGCUCCCAAGCCGCACCUCCCCCUCCUCUGCCAGCACCGUCUCAAGAUCCACGGCAAUCAUUCGUCCGAGCAGCUACAUUUGGAGCACGAACUCCGUUAGCAUCGGCAGGCGCUAGAGUACCAUCCCUGGCCCGUACGGCCACUGAGACGAGUUCCCACACCAACCACUCAGAAGACGUAUUCCGAGACGAUGAAUCAACUGGCAGUGGCGAUGGAAGUGUUGGAUGGGGCAAUCGUAGUGCGAGUUCCGCUACCAGCUACGACAGUCUUUCUCGGAUCACUAGCGGGCAUGAAACCAAAAAGGCUCCUCCUCCUCCUCCACCCGUGAAUAGAGCAAAGAAGCCCCCUCCACCACCGGUACCAGCUAGACGGGCUCAUUUGGGGCAGCACUGA
Molecule: messenger RNA, 1230 nt
Organism: Pochonia chlamydosporia 170
Lineage: Eukaryota; Fungi; Ascomycota; Sordariomycetes; Hypocreales; Clavicipitaceae
Product: BAR domain-containing protein
Exons: 3
Coding region: 1-1230 (409 amino acids)
Cellular component (GO): cytoplasm
Molecular function (GO): protein binding
Source: RefSeq, a predicted model, not a curated record